This is a messenger RNA of Lodderomyces theae, 1026 nucleotides long. RefSeq names its product Rag GTPase (gene GTR1). Gene Ontology annotation, cellular component: Gtr1-Gtr2 GTPase complex; fungal-type vacuole membrane; nucleus. The coding region runs from base 1 to 1026 and encodes 341 amino acids. Lineage: Eukaryota; Fungi; Ascomycota; Pichiomycetes; Serinales; Debaryomycetaceae. The record is from RefSeq and is a predicted model, not a curated record. The transcript has a single exon. Gene Ontology annotation, biological process: cellular response to starvation; positive regulation of TOR signaling; cellular response to amino acid stimulus. Gene Ontology annotation, molecular function: GTPase activity; GTP binding.
AUGGGCCGUUCGGGCUCAGGUAAGUCAUCCAUGCGUUCCAUUAUUUUUUCCAACUAUUCCGCGUUUGAUACAAGAAGAUUGGGUGCUACGGUUGAUGUCGAGUUAUCACAUCUUCGCUUUUUGGGCAACAUGUCUCUCACAUUAUGGGAUUGUGGUGGACAGGAUGUCUUUAUGGAAAACUACUUCACUAAUCAAAAGGACCACAUUUUCAAAAUGGUGCAAGUUUUAAUCCACGUUUUUGAUGUUGAGAGCAAGCUGAUCAAUAAGGAUAUCGAAAUAUUUGUCAAGAGUUUGACAAACUUGCAAAAGUACAGUCCUGAUGCAAAGAUAUUUGUCUUGUUGCACAAGAUGGAUCUUGUACAGAUUGAUAAGAGGCAAGAAUUGUUUACAAUAAUGAUGGAUAAAUUGCAAAAGAUAAGUAACCCGUAUCAUUUCAAACUUGUCGGGUUUCCAACUAGCAUAUGGGAUGAGAGUUUGUACAAGGCAUGGUCACAGAUUGUGUGUUCGCUAAUACCAAAUAUCAACUUGUUCAACAGUAACAUAAUCAAAUUCAACUCUAUAUUGGAUGCUGAGGAAAUCAUUUUGUUUGAAAAGACAACAUUUCUCGUGAUUUCAUCGACAUCCUCAAUAAAACAGCAACAGAAGCAGCAACAGAAGCAGCAGCAACAACAACAACAACAACAACAACAAUCGCAAAAAGUGACAAAUGGCAAAGUAGACCCUCAAAAGCAAGAGUCGGAGGAAUUGGAUCCGAAACGGUUUGAGAAGAUCUCCAACAUCGUAAAGACAUACAAGCAGUCCAUCUCCAAGUUGAGGACGAAUUUCAACAAUUUGGUCAUAAGAGGAAGUAAUGGCACAACGUUCUACCUUGAUAUUUUAACCGAAAAUAUGUUUAUCAUGGUUGUGUUGAAGAAGAAGGAAGAAGUGUUUGAUGGAUCUGCGGUAGAGCAAAAUGAUGAAUCUUUGGUUCUUGAGAAUAUCAAAGCAGCCCGUAAAUGGUUUGAAAAGAUUGAAAACUCAAAGUAG